AACAUUGGUCGGCUGGUCGCCGAAUCCCAGAAAGAGUCUACGAAAUCUUCGUUGAGAUUCGUUCGUCAUCGAGUCGGCGGUAUCGACUGUUCUUCGUUUCAGUUUCUUGUAUUUUGUUGUUCGUGUGUAAAAGAAAUGGUUCUCUAAAAAAAAAAUUUAAGAUUAUCGGCGUGUUUAUCAGUGCCUUACGCCAUAGUGUAUACGGUUUCUGUAUUUGACUUCAUUUGUGAUAUCGUCUAGUGAAAAUAACUAUGAGAGGGUACUACAUCGUGAUGGAGAAAAAGAUGGUGUAGCAGCGAUGGUGAAAGAAGCGAACAAACAGGGCUAGGCCACCUGCCAGUGAUAACUCGAACGUGACUUCUUACGAGGUCGUUGACAUUCUGCGUCAUUCCUCCUUGAUUUGGGGUGUUUUAGUCAAUAAUUGUGGUGUCUUGAGAGGGAAGGCUCAGUCAUGGACUAUCCAGAUGCUUCCUAUUCGCAGCCACUCAGACUGACUUAUUCCUUACAUUCCAAAACUAUGAUGGAAUCUAUUCAAUCUUGUCAGAGAAGACUGUGUUACACAGAUGUACAGCUUAUAUCUGAAGGAGGGAUUGUCUUUGCUCAUAGCAUAGUCUUGGCUGGUGCAAGCAAUUUCCUCAAACAUCUAUUGAUCAGUAAUCCUGAUCCUACAAUCGUGAUUCAUUUGCCUGGUGUUGAUUAUGAGCCUCUACGUUUGCUGCUUGAAGUUUUGUAUGGUGGGGAGGAACUACAAUUGACUCUUAAGCAGGUUGUAGCCCUGCAGGACCUUGGUUCCCUUCUUCACAUUGACAUGUGUAACUCUGCAGCAAUGGAACAGGCAUUCCUUCAAGCAUCUCAAGAAGGUGUUCUAUCCAUUCCUGGAUCUCUUCAGCAUUCAGUUGACAUUAUCCCAUAUAGUAAUGAGUCCAGUCCGGCUCCUACUCCUCAACCUCCGCAACAUUUCGAAUUGCCUUCUCGGCGCACUCCAGCCAGAUCCAGUAACAGCCCUGGGAAAGCUGGUCAUAACAACAAUAACAACAAUAAUAAUAACACUACCAGCACCAAGAAACGUAAAAGCGGAGCCCACAGUAGCCCUGCCACCAUGGCACCUUUCUCUUUGUUGUCGAACGUGACACCUAAUCGUGCUGGCCAGGGCACCAAACGUAGUUUGAAUGACGAGUCAAUUGCUGACGACGGCGAAGACAUGGAGAAGAUCGCAAUAGUCCACCCUCCCAAGAAACUCUCGCGAGCUGCCCUGAAAGAAAUGGUGACGUGUCGCGAGUGCCACACCCCGUUCAAGUUGAUCAUGCAACUAAACCAACACAUGAACCGUGAAGGUCAUUUGUUUCCUCCUUGCCCGGAAUGUGGUAUCAUCCACUCGACCCUUGAGUCCUUGAUUUCUCAUGUCGAUGUGCAUCCAGCUGAAACUGUAUUCACCUGCAAAUACUGCCAAAAAGGUGUUCUGGGUCACGAUCGCUACCUCUACCACAUGCUCAUGUGCAAGAGCCUCAUUCGCGGGGAUUAUGUUUGUUUCAUCUGUCGCAAGUCUUUCCGAAAUUCGGGCAGUCUUAAGACUCAUUUGCUUCUGCACACGGGCGCAAAGCCUUUCCCUUGCAAUUAUUGCUCGGCCUCCUUCCGCCAGCGACACCACCGUUCCCAUCACGAGCGCUCGGUGCAUUUGAUGCAAGGACUGAUCAAUGCAGACCAGGUGGAAACGGCAGCAGCUGCUACCACAGCGGAUCAAGAAGUGUCAACAACACCUCAGUCGGUGGUGGACGGAAGUCGACCUUUCCCAUGCGGAUUCUGCAAUGCAGCCUUCCGUCAAUCAAAUCAUCGGUCGUAUCACGAAAGAGUGAUUCAUGGUGUUGAUCGCCGGACACGUCAGCCUAAAGGCGGACCAAUGACACGGAUUCCUACCGCUGUUGGUGCCGGAAACGUUGCUAGACCUAAGGGAGCCAACGGUGGAGCUAGGAAAUCUAUUACACGACCAAGUGUUGGCAAUGGUUUUACAUCCGCCGUCGAAGCGGAUGAUGACGAAGAGAUUGAUGAUGGAGAAGAUGCUGAAGAUGUGGAUGCCGAAGAUGCCGAUCCUGACGCCGAGGAUGGUGAUAUAGUCGAAGAAGAUGGAGAAGCUGAAGUAGAGGGAGAAGCAGAUGGUUGGAUCGAUGAGGAAGUUGCUAGUCUAGAUCCUGAUGCCGAGGACGAUGACCAGGAAGAAGAGGAAGAGGGGGGAGAAGAAGAGGAAGAGGAGGCAGGAAGUGAAAUUGCUGCUGACGCAGUGAGUGUAGCCUCUGCUGGAACCAAAGUUGAUUCAGAGGCAGAAGAUGCCGCCUGACAACGAGUAAUUUCAAUAACUGAAAGCCCCUAAGAACACUAUGAAAUUUGACUAAACAGCACCAAAACCCACAAUGCCUUAAGGACCUUUUUAGUUCCCCCUCCCUUUCUCCCUAAUCUAUGUUUUACUUUCCUUACAGGUUUUUAGACAGCGCGCAAAAUACUUGUAAUUGAGUUGAUAUCUGCAUAAGAUGUCGUUUUGAUUUUUAAAUGAUGUUCCACUUGCGCAUCUCUCGCUAUAAUUUUUACUUCUAUCAUGUCACAAUGUGUCUUAUUUGCUGCCUGAUGUUUUUUUCUCGUCCCACUUUUACAAAUUGCCUUUGUCUUGUGUAUGUCACGGGAAUAUUAAACUUUACGUGUUAAAAGUGA
Molecule: messenger RNA, 2700 nt
Organism: Daphnia pulicaria
Lineage: Eukaryota; Metazoa; Arthropoda; Branchiopoda; Diplostraca; Daphniidae
Product: B-cell CLL/lymphoma 6 member B protein-like
Exons: 4
Coding region: 452-2332 (626 amino acids)
Molecular function (GO): protein binding
Source: RefSeq, a predicted model, not a curated record